Mya arenaria is the source of this 489-nucleotide messenger RNA. RefSeq names its product cilia- and flagella-associated protein 251-like. The transcript is spliced from 2 exons. Bases 1 to 489 code for a protein of 162 amino acids. The record is from RefSeq and is a predicted model, not a curated record. NCBI's taxonomy places the organism in Eukaryota, Metazoa, Mollusca, Bivalvia, Myida, Myidae.
AUGGGGACUGGAGGGGAGGAGGGGAGAGGAGGAAAAAGGGGAGGAGGGGAGUGGAGGGGAGGAGAGGAGGGGAGGAGAGGAGGUGAGGGGAGGGAAGGGGAGAGGGUGAGAGGAGAGGAGAGGAGGAGAAGAGAAGAGAAGAGGAGGGGAGGGGAGGAGGAGGAGAGAGAGGAGGGGAGGAGAGGAAGUGAGAGGAGAGGAGUGAGGGGAGGAGAGGAGGUGACUGGAAGGGAGAGGAAGGGACAGGGUAGGAGGGUGGGGGAGCGGAGUGGAGGGGAGGAUAGGAGGGGAGAGGAGAUGAAUCGAGGGGAGAGGGUGGGGGUAGGGGAGGAGACUAGAGGGGGGAGGCGAGAGGAGGAAGUGAGAGGAGGGAGGGGAGGGGAGGAGAAGAGGGGAGAGGGGGAGAGGAGGAAACAGGGUAGGUGGGUAGGGGAGUGGAGGAGAAGAGUGGAGGGGAGGGGAGGAGAGGAAGUGAGAGGAGAGGAGUAA